This is a messenger RNA of Peromyscus californicus insignis, 2450 nucleotides long. Its product is annotated as cytochrome P450 3A13-like. The record is from RefSeq and is a predicted model, not a curated record. Lineage: Eukaryota; Metazoa; Chordata; Mammalia; Rodentia; Cricetidae. Gene Ontology annotation, molecular function: iron ion binding; testosterone 6-beta-hydroxylase activity; heme binding. Gene Ontology annotation, biological process: steroid metabolic process; oxidative demethylation.
AUGGACCUGAUUCCAAACUUUUCCACAGAAACAUGGGCACUGCUGGCUACCAUCCUGGUGCUCCUCUACCUGUAUGGAACCUCUUCUCAUGGACUUUUUAAGAAGCUGGGGAUUCCUGGCCCCAAACCUUUGCCUUUUGUUGGUACGAUGCUUAACUAUAAGAUGGGCAUAUCACAAUACGAUAUAGAAUGCCAUAAAAAGUAUGGAGAUAUAUGGGGGAUAUAUAAUGGGCUGGUCCCUGUGCUGAUUAUCACAAAACCAGAUAUGAUCAAGAAUGUGCUAGUGAAAGAAUUUUAUUCUAGCUUCACAAAUCGACAGUCUAUUGGUCCACCUGGAUUUAUGAAAAAAGGUAUAGUAAGAUCUGAGAAUGAAGAAUGGAAAAGAAUUCGAUCAUUGCUGACACCAACCUUUAGCAGUGGAAAACUGAAGGAUAUGUUCCACAUCAUCCAAGAGUAUGGAGAUGUGCUGGUGAAAAACAUGAGUCGGGAAGUAGAGAAGGGCAAGAGUGUUACCAUGAAAGACAUCUUUGGGGCCUACAGCAUGGAUGUGAUCACUGGUACCUUAUUUGGAGUGAAGGUGGAUUCCCUCAACAAUCCCCAGGAUCCCUUUGUGAGAAACACCAGAAAGCUUUUUGUAAUUGAUUUUUUCAAUCCAUUGGCUUUCUCUCAAGCACUCUUUCCAUUCCUUUCCAGAAUAUAUAACAAAUUAAAUGUCUGCAUGUUUCCAAGUGAUGCUACAUCAUUUUUUAAGAAAUUUAUAGAAAAGACCAAAAAAGAUCGACUUGAAAAUACCCAAGAGCACCGAGUGGAUUUUCUUCAGCUGAUGAUGGACUCCCAGAAUUCCAAGGACAUGGAGUCCCAUAAACCUCUUUCUGAUCUGGAGAUCCUGGCCCAAUCAAACAUUUUUUUUGCUGGCUAUGAGACAACAAGCACUGCUCUUUCCUUUAUUACGUAUUUACUGGCGAUUCACCCCAAUGUUCAGAAGAAACUUCAGAAUGAGAUUGAUACAGACCUGCCCAAUAAGGCACCUGCCACUUAUGAAGCCCUGGUAGAGAUGGAAUAUCUGGACAUGGUGGUGAAUGAAACUCUGAGAUUAUACCCAGUUGCUAACAGGGUUAACAGGCUCAGUAAGAAAGAUGCUGAAAUCAAUGGUGUGUUCAUUCCCAAAGGGACACAGGUGAUCAUACCUAUCUAUGUUCUUCACCAAGACCCAAGAUACUGGCCAGAGCCUGAGAAAUUCCGUCCUGAAAGGUUCAGCAAGGAGAAUAAAGACAGAAUCAAUCCUUAUACAUAUCUGCCUUUUGGAUAUGGUCCUAGAAACUGCAUUGGUAUGAGGUUUGCUCUCAUUAACAUGAAGCUUGCUAUUGUCAAAAUCCUGCAGAACUUUUCCCUACAUCCUUGUGAAGAAACAGAGAUUCCCCUGCUUGGUGAACUCAACCUUCUUGUACCCCAGCAGUAGCUCCCCAUUUGUGUACCUCACCAGACAUCCGGGCAGGUGAUGAGAGGGCCAUCAGACUCCACAGCAAAUCAUAUAGACCACAACAACUCAACAAGAAAUGGAGCUUUCAGGAAUUUAUAAUGAAGAAAUAACCAACCAAAGGGGAAGGAACAGAGAUGAGAGAGGAUGCCAACCAAAUGGUGCUUACAAACUAUGCUAGGAAACAGGCAACAUCCAUUGGGGCUUUAGGGAGCAUCAGUUAACACCACCCCACCACAAACACUGGUCUGGGGAAAACUGGUGUUAAUCUCUUUGCAUUGAUAUGAACAGAUGUUAGGGUACAGUAUAAAGUGGGGAGUUUGAAACAAAAUCCUUAAUUUAGUUUAAUAAAACAAUACUUUCAGAAACAUAAAGGAUUCAAGGUGGUAAGGAAGAUUCACUUCCUAUCUGCUUCACCCUAUCUGAGCUAUCUCCAGUCGACUUUGUUGCUCAGAACUUUAGGAGGAGGGCCCAUGAACAAAGAAAAGAUUGUCAUAUCAUUCUCCAUACCCACUCAUAAAGUUAAUGAGUGGAAUAGGGUGGCCCCGUGUACAGGUGAGUAGGAAGGCUCAACAGUGGAAAAUUCUUCCUUGAUCUAGGUAGCCUUCCUGCUCAGCACUUGUCAUUCACAUUUAUCUUGCCUAUAGGAAGAAACCCUACCUUAGACUUAUGAUACCACAAAUUUUUCUCAAAAACUUUGCCAAUACAGAGAACUGCUACCCAAUCUACUCAGUGUGGUAUGACAAGAACUUUUGGAACUUCCUAGCAGGCUCUCUUGGGGAACUCUGGGAACACUGGUUUUUGUUUAGGGAAAAGCUCUGUAACUUGCGUUGAACUGGUGAAUAAUCCACACUUGAUCAUUCCAUGUGCUGGCCCAUCUCCUCGUGGGUAGUUUGGCCCAGGCUGCACCGAAAAACUCAAAAAGCAUCAUGGCUCUCCACAAAGGAUUCCAAGAGGGAGGUCUGGACGUCAGG